UUUCACUAAUAAUGAAGAAAAAGGGUAGUGAUUUGUUGCCAUUUAUUGCAAUGGUGAUUGUACAAGUAGGCUAUGCUGGAUCAAAUGUUGUGACAAAACUAGUCAUGGAUACUGGUAUGGACCCUUUUGUCCAGACAGCAUACAGACCUAUAUUUGCCACAAUUUCAAUUGCACCCUUUGCUUACUUUUUGGAGAGGAAAACAAGACCAAAGUUGAGCCUAUCUGUAUUUUUUCAAAUUUUCUUGUGUUCCAUUAUCGGAAUAACUGCGAACCAGUAUACAUUUUGUAUUGGGUUAAAAUAUACUACUCCGACGAUUGUUUCCGCCCUCGAUAAUCUAAUCCCAGCAUUCACUUUUCUCCUAGCCGUCCCAUUCGGGCUUGAAAAAUUGGGACUAAGAAGUAUAGCAGGACAAGCCAAAUUGAUUGGAACUAUAGUGUGUGUUGGAGGGGCAAUGUUAUUGUCAUUGUAUCGUGGACCUGUAGUGAUUGGCCAAUUGGGAUUUCACUGGAAAUAUGUUGAAAACACUACUGAUGACAAGGAUGUCAAUUCUACACAUACCAACUUCCUUUUGGGACCUUUUAUACUCAUAAUCAGCAGUAUUACCUAUGCAUUAUGGUUAAUCAUUCAAGCAAGAGUGAAUGAGAAGUAUGCAGCUCCAUAUUCUAGUACCCUUUUGAUGUUCUUCAUGGCAAGUUUCCAGUGCAUGAUUAUCAGCUUUUGUGUCGUACCAAAAGCUUCUGAAUGGGCUUUAAAUCCUAUUAGAGCUAUCUCUGUUGUUUAUAAUGGAACUGUGUGCUCUUCACUAGCAUUAUACUUAUGCUCCUGGUGUAUAGAAAGGAAAGGUCCUUUAUAUGUCUCGAUGUUCAAUCCGUUGUUACUUGUUAUUGCUGCCUUUCUUAGUUGGAUUCUGUUGAGAGAGAAAUUAUACCUUGGAAUAGUGGUGGGGUCAAUCUUGACAGUUGUUGGACUGUAUGGUUUUCUUUGGGGGCAGAAAAAAGAGAUGGAACAAAGUAAAAAUGAGAUAGAGGAAGAGGACGUGGUGGAGGCUAACAAAGAGGACAUCAAGGCUUAG
Molecule: messenger RNA, 1073 nt
Organism: Solanum verrucosum
Lineage: Eukaryota; Viridiplantae; Streptophyta; Magnoliopsida; Solanales; Solanaceae
Product: WAT1-related protein At1g09380-like
Exons: 7
Coding region: 12-1073 (353 amino acids)
Cellular component (GO): plasma membrane
Molecular function (GO): transmembrane transporter activity
Source: RefSeq, a predicted model, not a curated record